AUGUUUGCAAAAUUAAGAAAUAAAGUAUCUACUCCACCACCUCCAGUUGCUACUACUGGUUCACCAACUUCUUCUUCAUCGGAAAUCACCACCACCACCAACGAAAAAUCAUCUAGUACCGCUAGUUUAUCCACAGUUUAUAUACCAUUUUCUACUCCUUCAUCCGAAUCACAUAUCCCUUCAGAACCAGAAUUAACUCAAGAACAAAAAGAUAAAUAUUUACAUGUAUUGAAACAUUUCCAACAAUCAGAUUUAAAAAUUGCUAUUAGUGAAGAAACUCAUAAACAUAAACGAAAAACUAAAGAAUUAACUAUUGGUGAAAAAUCUUGGAUCACUAGAGAAUGUAUAUUACGUUAUUUGCGAGCUACUAAAUGGCAUGAAUCUGAGGCAAUUGAUCGUAUUGAAUUAACCUUAAGUUGGAGACGUGAAUUUGGUAUAUCCGAACCAUUUGAUAAUGAAAAUAAAGUUAAUGGUGAAUUAGUUAGUGAAGAAAAUGAAACUGGUAAAGAAGUCAUAUUAGGUUAUGAUAAUGAUUCACGUCCCUGUUUAUAUUUAAAACCAGGUCGACAGAAUACUAAAACUAGUGAACGUCAAGUUCAACAUUUAGUUUAUAUGUUGGAAAGAGUCAUUGAUUAUAUGCCUGCGGGACAAGAUUCAUUAGCGUUAUUAAUUGAUUUUAAAGCACAUCCUGUUGGUACUCAACUGGGGAAAAUCCCUCCUGUAGGAAUUGGUAGACAAGUUUUACAUAUUUUACAAACUCAUUAUCCUGAAAGAUUAGGUAAAGCAUUAUUAACAAAUAUACCUUGGUUAGGUUGGACUUUUUUGAAAAUUAUUCAUCCAUUUAUUGAUCCAUUAACUAGAGAAAAAUUAGUUUUCGAUCAACCAUUUAUAAAUUAUGUACCUAAAGAACAAUUGGAUAAAGAUUUUGAAGGAUUAGUUAAUUUUGAAUAUGAUCAUAAAAAAUAUUGGGAUGUAAUGAUAAAAAUAUCUCAAGAUAAAAAACAUCAAUAUUUUGAACGAUUUGAAAAAUUUGGUGGAAUCGUUGGAUUAAGUGAAGUUGAUUUAAGAGGUAAUAAUGAAGAAUUAAUUCAUCCCGUUGGAACCAUCUAA
Molecule: messenger RNA, 1110 nt
Organism: Candida albicans SC5314
Lineage: Eukaryota; Fungi; Ascomycota; Pichiomycetes; Serinales; Debaryomycetaceae
Gene: PDR16
Product: phosphatidylinositol transporter
Exons: 1
Coding region: 1-1110 (369 amino acids)
Molecular function (GO): phosphatidylinositol transfer activity
Source: RefSeq, a predicted model, not a curated record